CUGCGGGGCCCUGGGCCAGGGCCCGGGGAAGCGCCCGGGGAGGGGCCUCCGGGGCCGGGGGGCACGGGUGGAGGCCCGGGCCGGGGCCGCCCCUCCUCCUACCGGGCUCUCCGCAGCGCCGUGUCCAGCCUGGCGCGCGUGGACGAUUUCCACUGCGCCGAGAAGAUCGGGGCCGGCUUCUUCUCUGAGGUCUACAAGGUUCGGCACCGACAGUCUGGGCAAGUCAUGGUGCUGAAAAUGAACAGACUCCCCAGUAACCGGGGAAACACGCUACGGGAGGUGCAGUUGAUGAAUCGGCUCCGACACCCCAACAUCCUAAGGUUCAUGGGGGUCUGUGUGCACCAGGGGCAGCUGCACGCUCUUACAGAGUAUAUGAAUGGGGGGACCCUGGAACAGCUGCUCAGCUCCCCGGAACCCCUGUCCUGGCCUGUCAGGCUCCACCUAGCUCUGGACAUUGCCCGCGGCCUGCGGUACCUGCAUGCCAAAGGUGUAUUCCACCGAGACCUAACAUCCAAGAACUGUCUGAUCCGACGGGAAGACCAAGGCUUCACGGCUGUUGUGGGUGACUUCGGGCUGGCUGAAAAGAUUCCUGUGUAUAGGGAAGGGGCAAGAAAGGAGCCAUUGGCUGUGGUAGGUUCCCCGUACUGGAUGGCUCCAGAGGUGUUGCGGGGUGAGCUGUAUGAUGAGAAGGCUGAUGUCUUUGCCUUUGGGAUUGUUCUCUGUGAGCUCAUUGCUCGAGUACCUGCAGACCCAGAUUACCUACCCCGUACUGAGGACUUUGGCCUGGAUGUGCCUGCUUUCCAGACCCUGGUAGGGGAUGACUGCCCACUGCCCUUCCUGCUCCUGGCCAUCCACUGCUGCAGUAUGGAACCUAGCACCCGUGCUCCCUUCACUGAAAUCACCCAGCACCUGGAAUGGAUUCUCGAGCAGCUGCCUGAGCCAUCCCCCCUCACCAGGGCUCCCCUGACACACAAUCAGAGGUCUGUUUCCAGAGGGGGUCCUUCUGCCACACUUCCUAGGUCAGACCCCCGGCUUUCCCGAAGCCGGUCAGACCUCUUCCUGCCCCCAUCACCAGAAUCACCCCCCAACUGGGGGGACAAUCUGACUCGAGUCAACCCCUUUUCACUCCGGGAAGACCUCAGGGGAGGCAAGAUCAAGCUGUUGGACACACCCAGCAAGCCAGUCGCCCCUCUGCCCCUUGGACCACCAUCACCACUGCCCUCCACCCAGCUGCCCUUGGUGACCACUCCAGAGACCCUGGUCCAGCAUGGGACACCUGCCCGUCGCUGCCGCUCGCUUCCAUCAUCCCCUGAGCUUCCCCGACGUAUGGAGACAGCACUGCCAGGUCCCGGGCCCCCCACUGUGGGCCCCUCGGCUGAAGAACGAAUGGAGUGUGAGGGCAGUAGCCCUGAGCCAGAACCCCCAGGACCAGCUCCCCAGCGGCCUCUGGCCGUGGCCACAGACAACUUCAUCAGCACUUGUUCCUCGGCCUCCCAGCCCUGGUCCCCUAGAUCAGGACCUACCCUUAACAACAACCCCCCAGCUGUGGUGGUGAACUCCCCACAAGGCUGGGCUGGGGAGCCCUGGAACCGGGCCCAGCAUAGCCUGCCCCGGGCGGCAGCCCUGGAGCGGACAGAACCCUCGCCGCCCCCCUCAGCUUCCCGGGAGUCUGACGAGGCGCUGCCCUGCCCUGGCUGCUGCCUUGGCCCUUUCAGCUUUGGCUUCCUGUCCAUGUGCCCCCGCCCCACACCAGCUGUUGCCCGCUACCGCAACCUGAACUGUGAGGCGGGCAGUCUCCUCUGCCACCGAGGGCACCAUGCCAAGCCUCCCACACCCGGCCUGCAGCUGCCUGGGGCACGCUCUUAGCAGUAGAGACUUGGUCUCUGGCCUCCAACCUUGGCCUUCAGGAUGCCCUGUGAGGACAGAGCACACACGUUGGACAGCGCCAGCCCCAGAUGGGCUGACCGGCUCUUCUCCCCAUGUAGGGGAACCUCAGCAUGGACUCAAGGGACAGAACAUUUCCUAUCUAGCCCCUGGACUUGCUCUCCCAUGGGCGAUCACUGAACCAGACAAAGCAUUGCUGACACAUGAGAUUAACACGUGCAAAUUAUUUAAAAAUAUUUCAAUAAAACUGCCUGGCUGGCUCCGGGCUGCCCCUAUCCA
This is a messenger RNA of Suricata suricatta (meerkat), 2163 nucleotides long. It is a transcript of the gene TESK1, whose product is annotated as testis associated actin remodelling kinase 1. Gene Ontology annotation, cellular component: nucleus; cytoplasm. Gene Ontology annotation, biological process: positive regulation of stress fiber assembly; protein phosphorylation; actin cytoskeleton organization. The record is from RefSeq and is a predicted model, not a curated record. Lineage: Eukaryota; Metazoa; Chordata; Mammalia; Carnivora; Herpestidae. The transcript has 10 exons. Gene Ontology annotation, molecular function: ATP binding; protein serine/threonine kinase activity. The annotation marks the transcript as partial.